Molecule: messenger RNA, 1875 nt
Organism: Saccoglossus kowalevskii
Lineage: Eukaryota; Metazoa; Hemichordata; Enteropneusta; Harrimaniidae
Biological process (GO): establishment or maintenance of epithelial cell apical/basal polarity; heterophilic cell-cell adhesion
Cellular component (GO): protein-containing complex; plasma membrane
Molecular function (GO): calcium ion binding
Source: RefSeq, a predicted model, not a curated record
AUGGACGACACUUACGUGUUAUUUAGGUGUAUAAUAUGUCUUGUCACUGGAUUUAUCUUACAAACAGCAAUAUGUGAAGAUUACGAUGAAUGUUACCGUAAUGCGAAUGGAGAGGACUAUAGAGGAACGGUGUCAGUCACAGUCAGUGGAAAUACUUGUCUCAAUUGGAUGAAUGAUUCCCUCGCCAGUUAUCCAUUCAAUCCCACGUAUUUCCCAAAUUCUGGACUUGGUGACCACAACCAUUGCCGUAAUCCAAAUCCGUCAGUGUAUGAUGCCGUGUUUUGCUUCUCGUCUGGCGUAGAGCACACGAUUGAAUUGUGUGACAUUGGAAAUCCUAACGAGAACUGUCAAACCAUUGUACCGACACCGGAUUAUUGUGCACGUCAGGAUGCAUGUUUUAACGGGGCAAUCUGUAUCCACCCUGCCACGGACAGUUUCGAUUAUGUGUGUAUUUGUCAAGAUGGUUGGAGAGGUCGAGAUUGUCACGUAAGCAUCGAUGACUGUGAACUUGAUUCCUGUCACAACGGCGGGAUCUGUGUAGACGGACAUAUGUCGUACACCUGUACGUGCCAAACAGGAUGGACUGGGGAAGAAUGUGAAACAAACAUAGACGAAUGUCGAACGCAAGAUAUUUGUCAAAAUGGCGGUACCUGCGAAGAUAGUCGCGGUUCCUACCGCUGUGUGUGCCCUUCCAUGUAUAAUGGAGAACACUGUGAGGUCGGUUUAGAUGAUCAUGCUUGCAGUAGUAAUCCUUGUCAGAAUGGAGAGUGCCAGGUCGUGAGAUCUGAAAACUUCUACGCGUGUCUGUGUAACGAAGGUUGGCAGGGUGUUCGAUGUGACGAGAAGGUUUGCAAUGAUUGUGGAAACAACCGCUUUCCCGCAACUACAACUCAUACUGACAAGAGUACAUUCAUUCACUACAAUAACUUGGUUACCGAGAAAAUUAAAACUGUAACAGAUACUGCGACUGUGAGAAACGAAGUUACGACUCAGUAUUUUAAAACCACGCCAUCGUGGGACAUGGGUCAAGGCAAACAAAGAACGGAUUCGGCAAAUGUUGCUAUCGUAGCUGGAAUAAUUGCCAUCGUCGUUGUAUCCGUGGCAGUCACAGCUGCUAUCAUGGUGUUAUUUGCCAAAAGACGGUUAAAUUCUGCCAAACACGGACGUCGUGACAGUGUGGUGACUGAGAUUGAAAACUUGAGUUAUGACGCAGCAACUGAGAUGAAGCAAAUCGAACCAGAUCCAAAAGGGCGCCAUCAAGAAGCAGCGUAUUACUCCUCUGUGGACGAGGGGGAGAUGUAUACCGAAAUCUCUAAUAACCAUGGUAACGGCAUUGAUGCAAACGUGGGGAUUUAUCGGACCGGUGAAUCGAUGCAUGGCACAGGGCACCGUACAGGCGUUGAAAAUCCUGCUUGUGAAAGUAACACAAGUCUGGAGUUCGGAUCCAGGUUGCCGUUAGCAACGGUGAAAGUAAGUGAUACCCAUAUUAGUAAUACUGUGACUGCUCCUGACGUCACUCAGUCUGUUGACUGCGACGUCAUAAAUUCAAAGACGGAAGAUAAUGAGAUUGAUGGUACUGAAGAUAUUUAUGCAGAAAUCGACAGUAACCAUGGUAGUCAAGAUGAUGAGAAUAUUGUGAUGGAUCAGUCAACACGCGACGGGGAGGAUGGGAAUAAUACAGAAGGGUUUACUGACAACAUUGUGUACGAAAGAGGUGAUGAAAUCUGCAGUAACCAUGGCAACCAAGAUGACGAGAUUGUCAGAGUGGGGCAGUCAAGUAGCAAUGAACUGGUUCCAACACGCAACAGGGACGAUAACAACAAGACAGAAGGGUUUGUUGACAACAUUUUGUAUGAAAGUAACGAAGAUGUGUAG